CCACAUUUCACUUGCCCAACUUCAUUUAUGGUUGAUUUGAUGUUUAUAAUAUAAAAGCGCGCCAGAACGCACCCAAAAUCAGUUCAUGUCGUUAACUUCUUCAAACAUGAAUACUUUUACGGUUGUCUUCUAUGUAUCCAUUGCAAUCACUCUGGCUUUGGCCUUUCCAGAUGGACACGACCACGCCGACCAUCACGCUCCCGCGGGAUACCACUUCGAAUACGGUGUCCACGAUCCCCACACCAAAGAUCACAAAUCCCAAGAGGAGCACCGUGACCACGACAAGGUUAAAGGAAGUUACGUCGUCCACGAACCGGAUGGUACCAAGAGGAUCGUAGAGUACACCUCCAAUAAACACGAUGGGUUCCAAGCGGUGGUGAGACGUGAAGGACAUGCCCAACAUCCCGCCCAUUAUGGUAAAGACGGACAUGGACAUGCUGGACAUGGACAUGGUGGUGUCGGUGGUACCAGUUACGUAGGCGUUACCCAUUGGGGACAUGGUUCUGGCAAAUAAAGACUGAUAAAUCUUAGAAAUUUAUUUGUUGAAUUAAAUACAUGUUUUCGCUGAA
Messenger RNA from Anthonomus grandis grandis, 569 nucleotides. Its product is annotated as adult-specific cuticular protein ACP-20-like. NCBI's taxonomy places the organism in Eukaryota, Metazoa, Arthropoda, Insecta, Coleoptera, Curculionidae. The transcript has 3 exons. Gene Ontology annotation, cellular component: extracellular matrix. The record is from RefSeq and is a predicted model, not a curated record. The coding region runs from base 86 to 514 and encodes 142 amino acids.